AUGGCAAGAAAUUCAAAGAAGAGUGCAAGAAAACGAUCCAUGGAAGAAUGUGUUACCAAGAAAAAUGAAGAGUUCCCUCAUGAGAAGAGUGGAAGAAGCAAGAAAAAAGAAGAGUUCCCCGUUGAGAUUAGUGGAAGAAGCAAGAAAAAAAAAGAGUUCCCCGUUGAGAUUAGUGGAAGAAGCAAGAAAAAGCAAUUCAGAAAAGAAGAUCAAAUUCAUGAGGAAUUGGAGACGAACAAGUCAAAGAAAUAUGGUGAAAUGAAUGGAGGAGGAAGUGAGAAAGAUUUGAGGAGGGAAGAAAGAAACAGAAGCAAGAAAGAAAGAAGGAUGAAACCCCAAAAAAAAUGGUUUGGUGAAAAAUUGAUAAGGGAAGCCGAUGCAUUGAGUAGGAAAGAAAGAGAGGAAUAUAUGAAGGAGGGUAAAAGAAUGUUGGUUUUUGAGGACGAGGAAGAUAAAGCCAGACAUGGUAAAAAGAAGAGAAAGAAGCACUCUCGUGUUCAGAAGAAAGGGAAGAAGGGAGAGAGCUGCUUCUGCUUCUGUCUGACUUGUGAAGUCAGUUACAUCCCAUAUGCGGAUGAUGUUAAAAUAGUCUCCUUAGUUUUUGCUGGUCAGCUUAAAGAAGCAUCUGAUACUUUUGUUAAGAUGCUUAAACAAGGCAUACCGCCUACCACAGUGACAUUCAAUACAAUGACAUUCAAUACAAUGACAUUCAAUACAAUGAUUCACAUUUGUGGAAACCAUGGACAGUUAGAGGAACUGAGUUCACUGCUGCAGAAAAUGGAAGAGGUGCGAUGCUCACCAGACACAAGGACCUAUAACAUUCUUAUCUCUCUACAUACUAAGCGUAAUGAUGUUGAUAUGGCAACAAAAUAUUUUAAAAGAAUGAAGGCGGCCCACCUUGAGCCAGAUCUUGUUAGUUACCGUACCCUCUUGUAUGCGUACAGUAUAAGGAAAUUGGUUUGUGAAGCAGAAGAGCUUAUAUCAGAGAUGGAUGAGAAGGGCCUCCAAAUUGAUCAGUUCACCCAAUCUGCUUUGACUCGGAUGUACAUCGAAGCCGGAAUGCUUGAGCGCUACUCAAAGAUUAUCCCUUUAAAAGAUAGGGCAGCGCACAACAGCAGCAGAAAAGAGGGGUAUACCAGUUCUCAAGUUGUUAUUGGAUAA
Messenger RNA from Lathyrus oleraceus (garden pea), 1161 nucleotides. RefSeq names its product pentatricopeptide repeat-containing protein At3g23020-like. The record is from RefSeq and is a predicted model, not a curated record. The coding region runs from base 1 to 1161 and encodes 386 amino acids. Lineage: Eukaryota; Viridiplantae; Streptophyta; Magnoliopsida; Fabales; Fabaceae. The transcript is spliced from 8 exons. Gene Ontology annotation, molecular function: mRNA binding; protein binding.